This is a messenger RNA of Entrophospora sp. SA101, 237 nucleotides long. The record is from the annotation of a GenBank genome assembly. Lineage: Eukaryota; Fungi; Glomeromycota; Glomeromycetes; Entrophosporales; Entrophosporaceae.
AUGGAAUUAUAUAAUGAAGAUCCUGAUGAUAUAUCGACAGUAAGCAGGGAUGAUCUUACAAUAAACCACAACGACGAUCAAAAUGAAUUGGAACCAGAAGAAAAUACAGAACCUGAUAUGAAUAAUGGCAAUGAUCGAUUGACGCAUGAAGAAUCGAUUGAUGCAUCUUCUAUUAGAAAUAAAGAUAAUGCUAAUGUUAACAAUAAUAUCAGUGUUUCAAAGGAGGAAAGGCUCUAA